UCAGACAAAAAUGGACUUCAUGACUCGGUUUAAAGGCAAAGUCUCUACUAUUGGGAAAGAUGGAGAGAUGGGGCUGGUAGCAAGAUCUUCUCAAACUCAUAUGUACCCUCAGAACUCGAAUGUAACGGUUUUGACAAAUAUUGAUAACCCAAGGAACUCUCAGGUGGAUUAUCAUAAAUAAGCCACAGGCUCCACAAACUCAGUAUGGGCCAUACACUAAUGGGCCUAUUGAGGGAGACAUGUUCUCGAUGAACGGAGCUGAUUCUAACCGAUUUGAAGUCAUGAGUGAUGGAGCUUAUCCAAAAUAUAGAGCGCCUGCAACAAUGCAAGAAUUUCAGCAUUCAAAUUAUGAUAAUAUUGACUCAACAAAUGACAAUUAUGUUCCUCGAGCAGCUCCAAGUUAUCAUAAGAUGAAAGACAGACUCAAUAGUAUGAGGAAGUUGAAUGCUUCUAAUGUUGUAAACAAUGUUUUGAGCAGCAAUAAGAAGAAGAGACCUGAAAAAAUAGCAGCUAUGAGGAUCGAUCAUGCUAAUAGAGACACAGAAGCUAGUAAGCAGAAUCUCAAACAAUCAGAGGAGCAAGAGAGUAGAACUAAUCGAGCAAAUAGAGACAGAAGAGAGGAAGCCAAAAAUGUUAAGAGUAAAUCCCAAUUUAGACAUGCUCGUCCUCCUCUGCCAAAGAACACUGAUAGAAAUAUUUCAAACGUGGCCAAGAAUCGAAAUCUCAGAAUAAAGAGAAGCGAGACAAAGUACAACACUGAUGUUGAGGAUAUCAAAAGAAAAAGUAGGAUCCCUAGGCUAUCAAAAGCUUCAGCUGAGAGAAUUCCUGAGCCUAAGAAGUAUAUCCCUGAGUCUGAAUAUACCCCUAGUGAGAGUACCAAGAAGCCUCAGAUGAGAAGGUCUCAUUCAUAUCUACAAGAUAAGGUUAAAAAAGUCGAUGCUGAUCCAAAUAAUGUGCAUAAUUAUCGUAAAAUAGCGAAUUCUGCUGCUAAACCUCCAGUGAUGGCUAAAUCUAGCAGCCGGAAGGCUGUUAAUUACAAGCCGUACACUUUGAGGGAAUACAAAGAAACCUUUGACAAAGGCAAUAAUUUUGGAAACAAACAUAGAGGAGGUCUCGGUGCUAAUAUCGGAGGUGAUGAAUGGCAAAAAGAAAAUGAAAAACGUAAAAGAAUAAGAGAAUUUGCCUCAAGAGUUAAGAAUCAGAGAAAGCUCAUAGAUGGAUCCAUGCGCCGCACCAGUCAGACUCAGGAUUCUGAGAAUAGAGAGAAAUAGCAAGAGGGAGAUUGCUAUUGAAUAUUCUAAAGGAAUUUCAAAACCUGUCAACCAAAGGAUGGAACAUCAGUCUGAAGUUCUCGAUAAUUAUGAACAUCCUAGUUCGAUGUAUAGUAAUGAAUACUCUUAUCAGCAUAACCAAUAUUCAGAAAUUGAUAAUCUUGAGGAAGAUGAUAACAACUUUGCCAGUGAGAUAGACAAACUUAAGCAGAUGUUCGAUAGGAACUCAUAAAAUAUUAUUAUUUUCAGAAAAAAA
This is a messenger RNA of Moneuplotes crassus, 1527 nucleotides long. NCBI's taxonomy places the organism in Eukaryota, Ciliophora, Spirotrichea, Euplotida, Euplotidae. The record is from the annotation of a GenBank genome assembly.